Molecule: messenger RNA, 531 nt
Organism: Arachis duranensis
Lineage: Eukaryota; Viridiplantae; Streptophyta; Magnoliopsida; Fabales; Fabaceae
Product: sucrose transport protein SUC1-like
Exons: 3
Coding region: 1-531 (176 amino acids)
Source: RefSeq, a predicted model, not a curated record
AUGAUAGAUGGGCAGCAAUUAAAUGCUUCCGGAAAUAUUUCGGACCAUAAAGAAGCUGAAGAAACCGAUGUUACGGCUGAUGGUGGUUAUGGCACUCAAUUGGGUUACUGGUAUGGAGCUCGGUGUCUUAUGCUAACUUGGACAGUUACGGGUCUUAUGUCAUUGGCUGUGGAGCCCAUUGGGCAAGCGCUUGGUGGUGCCAAGAACCUUUGGACAGCCGAAAAUUUUAUUCUUGCUGGUGGCUUGGCUAUGACGCUUUACAUCAGCAAGCAAGCUAAGGACGAGCGGCUCGAGCGCAAUGAUUUAACCUUUACUCGUGAGCACUCCAACAGCCUCUUAUUUGGAUUUCAGAUAACAUUGAGUGUCGCGCCUGCACUAGCAUCCAUCUACUCAAACGAGAGUAGUGCAGGAAAAGGUAUGAUACUCAUCAUUAUAGUGGCAACACUAAGCCUGCCAUGGAACAACGUAUUUGGAGGUAGAAACCUACCCACCUUCGACGUAGGUACAGUGGCAGCCACCGUGAGCGGCUGA